Messenger RNA from Trametes versicolor FP-101664 SS1, 1555 nucleotides. RefSeq lists its product as uncharacterized. The transcript has 3 exons. The record is from RefSeq and is a predicted model, not a curated record. Bases 156 to 1373 code for a protein of 405 amino acids. NCBI's taxonomy places the organism in Eukaryota, Fungi, Basidiomycota, Agaricomycetes, Polyporales, Polyporaceae.
GCACGCGCCACCGCAAUGCGCUGCAGCCCCUCCUCGAGCCUCCGCCUGCCCCCCAUCCUGUCUUGAAUCGCCACGACCGCUACAGCUCUGUCCGCACACGCCCCAUAGUCCCAUAAUUAGGUAUCGCCACCACAUCGGGAUCACAUCAACACGCAAUGGCAGGAGGCGACGGGAUGCCGCCGUGGCCCGUGAACCAGACGCGGCCGGCGCACAACGUCGAUCUGCGCCGCUCGUGGGUGCCCUCGCCCGUCAUCCCAGCGCGGGACGCCGAGCACGAGCGCAUCCCGGCGGAAGACGAGCCAUCGUCGGCUUCGACGUCGACGAGAAGCGCACGGAGCACGGGGAGCGGCCGGCGGAAGCACUCGCAGAGAACGCGGCGCGCGCCUGGGGAUGAUACGCUCGGCCUGGACGGAGAACGAGGCGUGCGGCGGCAGUCGUGGCUGGCGUGCUUUCGCCCGAUGAGCCUGUUCAGCAGGAGAAGCCGAGUUGUGGACUCUGAGGUCGAUGACGCCGAGAAACAUACCGAAGAGCGCCAUUUGGAUUAUAGACGCGAAGUCGCACCUGCGGAAUGGAGGGCGUAUGGUUAUUGGGCGCGCCCGUACAUUAACUGGCCAUGGGCGAUUAGAGUGAACAACGCAACGCCCCUCCUCGAGAACCAGCGCGAACUCAGCCCGCCAGAGGUGGACGCGAUGCUCGCCACCAUCCGCGAACCCGGCGGCGCGGAGGCCCACCCCGAGAACUGGGUCCCGCGCGUCUCGCACCCCUCCCUGCCCCCACGCCCAGACCUCUGGCCGACCCCCCAAGCGACCUUCAGCCCGCUCCCCGGAGAACUCCAACUCAACCCGUGGUUCACACACCGCGCGAUCGGGACGCCCCCGCUGCACUUCGACCUGCGCCUGCGCGCGGCGGACGCGGAGGUGCACGUGCGCGACGCGCUGUACCGCACGGGGCGGCGCGACGCGCUGCGCGUCGACGGGCCGAACGGCGCGCAGCCGGCGACGUACCCGGGCGUGCCGCGCCUGCGCGUGACCGCGCUCGCGGGCGACGCGCAGCCGUGGUUCUGGUGGCCGUUCACGGUGCUCGCGCACCACGCGGCGCUGCCCGUGCAGGUGCGCGACGUGCUCGACGCGCUCGUCGCGAACUUCGAGGAGCGCCUGUCCGUGGAGGAGUGGCAGGCGCUGAGCGACGAGCGCAAGCACAUGGUGCGCGACGCGUAUGUAAGGAGGUGCACGCUGCCGGUGGGCGGGAGGGUGUGUCCGCCGGACGAUGGCGCGCGCAGGGUGGACUACCUCGGGGACAACUUUUGUUUCCGCGGGUUCGAGCCUGCGCCGGACGGGGACGGCUUCAUGAUGUUCGUGGGCCCGCCGCCAUAGCGUUGGCGCACGCCCGGGGUGGAAGGGUGUGUCCCGCUCGGGAUGUUAGUUUGUGCUUCCGGUUUUGGAUCGGUCCGUCGUCUCUGCUUUCUGGUCAUCUCACCUGCUGUAUUCUGCCAUGCUUUCCUGUUUCCUGUCCUGCAAUCCAAACUGUGUCGAUUGUCUGCACCCUGUGCCGGUGG